This is a messenger RNA of Octopus sinensis (East Asian common octopus), 684 nucleotides long. RefSeq lists its product as uncharacterized. The transcript is spliced from 2 exons. The record is from RefSeq and is a predicted model, not a curated record. Lineage: Eukaryota; Metazoa; Mollusca; Cephalopoda; Octopoda; Octopodidae. The coding region runs from base 1 to 684 and encodes 227 amino acids.
AUGAGGUACAAGCCAGGAAAAGACCUGAUAUUGGUGGAUGCUCUUUCCAGACUAUCCUCACAUGAUAAACAGAUGGAAGGACUAAGCAUAAAGGUCCACCACAUUGUAAAUGCAACAAACACAAAGCUAGCACAAAUCAAAGAGGAGACCAGCAAAGAUGAAGAACUCCAACUCCUCACUCAGAUGGUGAUUCAAGUGUGGCCAGAAAAGAGACAUCAGGUGCAGCACCUCAUUCGUGAAUAUUGGGCCAUCCAUGAUGAUAUAUCAGUGGAGAAUGGAAUCCUGAUGGCUGGAUCCCGAAUAGUUAUACCCCAAUCAAUGCAAAAAGAGAUUCUUGACAAGAUUCACCAAGGGCAUCUGGGAAUGGAUAAAUGCAAGCUCCGAGCUAAGUCAGCAGUAUAUUGGGUAGGCAUGUACAAAGACAUAGAAAAGACAGUUUCUACAUGCCACAUCUAUCAAAAGUAUAGAAACUCACAACAAAAGGAUGAAAUGAUAUCUGGUGACAUCCCAAGAAGGCCAUGGCAAGCUGUUGGAGUAGAUCUGUUCACAGAGAGCCAAGAAUGGUCAUGGAUUUAUAGAAAGACAGGUGCAGACAGUGAAGAGAACACUAGUCAAAUGCCGAGAGACCAAGGAAGACCCACACCUGGCACUUCUGUCCCUACGAGCGACACCGCUGAGGGCUGA